AAAAACUAACGUUCGCGUCCCGUGAAAAUAAAUAGUUUUAUACAUUGUUAUAUGUAAAGAAUUACAUACUUUGUGAGAAAAAAGAUGCUUAAAAGAUUUAGUGAAGGUGAGGAUGGUGAUGCACGAAAGUUACGGAAGAUACGUAAGAUGGAAAGGAAAAUACAAAGAUACAAAGAAGCCAUGACAGCUGCGGAUCCAGAAACAUUAUCAAUUUUGGAGCAAAAUAGUGUGGAUGAAAAUUAUAAUAAGUUGGAAGAAGAAGAUAAUGCUCAUACUGACAAACCAGAAGAAAACCAAGAACACCAUCAAGAACAGGAGGAAGAGGAAGGUGAUAUCGAGAUAGAGGAAGACCUGCCCCAAGACAUCCUGGCUGCUCUCGGAGAAGGGGGACAGGAUGAUGAUGCUAACUAUGGUGCUGAAAUAAAACCGGAGAUUGUAAAGAUAAUCGAUACUAUACUAACAGAUGGAAUUAAUAAAGAGAUGCUUGAAUCCUUAUCAAAGACUAAGAUCCCGAGAAACAUCAAACUGUUAGAUGCUCCAAAACUAAAUACAGAAUUUGCAGGGUUCCUCAACAACUCCAUGACUAAUAGAGACAACUUACUGAAAGAUAGACAGCAAGACCUGGGUAGAGCAAUUGCUUUAGUUACUCAAACAAUUAAUAAUCUAACCAAGAAAGAUUUUGAUAAAUUACAGGCAAUAAAGUCCCUGAGUGACAGCAUAAGACUACUCAGUAACCUGCAUUUCAAUUACACCCAAAUUCGCAGAAAGUUGAUUGCACCAUUUAUGGAUAAGUCAUUGACACAGAACUUAAGUGCAAACAAGCGAUCUGAGUUUUUAUACUCUAAACUAGAGGAAUCGGUAAAGACAUCCUCUGCAAUGAAACGCACAAUCAGCAUUCUUAAACCCAAGAACACACCAAAAAACUAUCAGAAUCCCAGGCGCCAAACCGCCCCAAGUCACUACACGACAAGAGCAAACAACACGAAUUACAAACCAAGACCAUAUCAAAGCAACCAGGCCCCAACCUACAAGCCACACCGCAGCCAUCAACAUCUACCACAACAAGCGAGGUCAACCCGCCGACCAACAACAUCCCAUCAUCGAGGAGGUCGUGCGAAGUACCCAUAAAGAACUGCCCACCCACUCCAGACUCAACUUAUCCUGGCGGCGUGCAAAUUAUCAGGGAAGCGUUUAAAAGAAGAUUAAUUGCAGAACGUUCAAUUGACAUUAUGAUUGCUUCAUUAUCUAAGAACUCCAU
Messenger RNA from Cydia strobilella, 1258 nucleotides. Its product is annotated as kinesin-like protein KIF21A. The transcript has 3 exons. NCBI's taxonomy places the organism in Eukaryota, Metazoa, Arthropoda, Insecta, Lepidoptera, Tortricidae. The coding region runs from base 85 to 1128 and encodes 347 amino acids. The record is from RefSeq and is a predicted model, not a curated record.